AUGCAUUCAACAUCGCACACCCCGAAGACCACCAUCAGGAUCCGUGGCCAUCGCAAACGUAAGGUUGCCGAGUGGCUUCUCAGCUCACACCGCGCAAACAUCCAUCUGCCAGGGCAGCUACCAUCAACCGAUAAGCCAGUACGGGUGGUCUGCGUUUCUGACACGCACAACACGAGACCUGGCCUUCCCCCGGGCAAUCUCCUCAUCCAUGCCGGAGACUUGACAGAGAACGGGUCCUUCGACGAGCUACAAGCCGGCCUGACCUGGCUCUCGUCCCAGCCGCAUCCGCACAAGGUCUUCGUCGCGGGGAACCACGACGUCCUACUCGACGAGGCCUUCCUCUCGAAAUACCCCGAGCGGCGCUACGGCGAGAGGCGCACCAAGGAUGAUCUGGACUGGGGUGAUGUGAUUUACCUCCAGGACUCGGCCAUCACACUGAACUUCUCGCCUCAUCAUAAUGAUAACGGCGAGCCAAGACGGCUGACGGUCUACGGCACGCCGUGGACGCCGCGAUAUGGCAUAUCAGCCUUCCAGUUCCACCCCGACGACGACAGUUACCUGGACUCACUGGAUUCGUCAGAGGCGAACCCAGAUAUCAUCGUCUCGCAGGGCCCGCCGCGUCUCCAUCUCGACGCGCGCGACUUCCGCCGCGCGGGGUGUCCGCACCUCUCUGAGAGGGUCGCGCGGAUGAGGCCCCGGCUCGUGGUGUUUGGCCAUAUCCACGUUGCGCAUGUAAGGGAGGACGCCGUGAUGGAUGGGGUGCAGAGAGGGUACGAAGCAGCUGUGAAUGGUUGGGCGGCUGGGAGGUGGUGA
Anthostomella pinea is the source of this 813-nucleotide messenger RNA. Lineage: Eukaryota; Fungi; Ascomycota; Sordariomycetes; Xylariales; Xylariaceae. The record is from the annotation of a GenBank genome assembly.